AUGGCUGAGGGCCGGCGGUGGGAGGACGAGGACGAAGAGCUGGGGCGCCGCGCCCGGGGCCGGGCGCUCUCGGGCCACCCGGCUGCAGAUCGCAACGAACGAAAUAAACCAGAGCAUCGUUCCUCAAGCCAAGGACCCUUGUCUUCCAUUCGAGCAGUAAUCAAGAGAUCUUCUCGGACUUCUAUACAGAGUGAGCUUCAUCGAGAUAGGAGGCGCCCGGAGAUCACCAUUGUGGCAGCUGAGCCACUGAGGCCAGCCUCAUGGUUUCCAGGAGCCCCAGCCCCAGGAUUGGGGUUUUCCCCGCCCUCUGCCGCAGGCCCGUGGAGGCCCAGUGAGCUGGUUCCUGCUGAGCUCCCACCAUCUUAUGAGCAAGUGAUAAAAGAAAUCAACCAAGUUCAAGUUAAUACUACAAAUAAUAAUAAUGCUGCUGCCUCUCCAAGGCACACUAUUACUUCUGCAACUCAGACUGACUUUUCAGAAGAAAUAGACAACCACCUGCCUCAAACGCUACAGGCACCUCUCAAACCUCUUCAGCCUUCCAUAGGGGUCUCAGCCAGUGAUCUUCCCACAAAUGUGGCACCUUUAAUAGUCUUUGACAUUUCUGAGGAACACAGUUGUCCAGAAAAUUCCAAUGCUACAAGAUGUCCAGUGCCAAAACCAAGAUCAAAAAGCAACCUCAGACCAGUAGCCAGAGAUUCCCACAUUAAAGGGCAGAAUCUCCAGAAAACCAGCUCAGCGGCCACCGAAGAGGAGUCGGCCCCAAGCCAACCCCAGUCUUUGUUGGACAAUACCAACGACUCGGAUCGUCAGGCAGGGAUAAACAUUAUGAACACAGAACGAAGCCAAAAUAGUAUUGUUUCAAGGAUCAAAGCAUUGGAUAGUCAGACAAAUACAGAAACUUCUGGACUGCCCAAGAAACCAGAGAUUGCUCCCCGCGCCCUCCCCCCAAGGCCUGCUGUUCCCUCAGGGAAACCCUCUGUGGCUCCCAAACCAGCUGCUAACAGAGCUUCUGGAGAAUUGGACUCCUGGAAUGAAAACAGAUGCAAGGUGGCCUCAGGGGAAGGGCCCACCCCACACUCUCCAUCGCAAGAAGUGGGGAGCAUCCCAGUAACCAAACCUGAAUUGCCAAAGAAACCAAACCCUGGCCUUACACGAAGUGUUAAUCCGGACACUCUGGGAGGAGGGCCUGUGGCUGAGAGCCCUGAUGGCAGGAAGAGAGUCCCAACUCCUGCUCCUCGGCCUUUGCUGCCGAAGAAACCCGUUUCCUCAGAAAACCCCACCUGCCCUGCAGCUUUGCUGAAACCGGUCACUGUUCCUCCCCGACCCUCAGUGGCAUCACAAGCCAAAGCAUCCAGGCCACCGGGCGAAGGAGCCUCAGCCAACCCCCCUGCCCCAGGUCCGCAAAGCAAGCCUCUGGGGGACAUCGACCUCAUCAGCUUUGAUGACGAUGUUUUACCCACCCCACCUGGGAACGUGGUUGAAGACUCUCUUGGUUCAGAGAUGGCUCUGGAUCCCUUUCAGGUCCCCACAAAGACAGAACCAACAAAAGAACCAGCAGUUCAACCAGCACCCGCCAGAAAGCCCACUGUGAUUCGAAUUCCAGCCAAACCAGGAAAAUGUUUACAUGAGGAUGCACAAAGCCCACCUCCUCUCCCUAUUGAAAAGCCUAUUGGAUACACUUACAGUGCGGUAUCUGGGAAACCCAGUAAUGUUGACAGAACUAGAGACUUGGAACCCGACCAGGCUGGGCAAAUGGGAGGCACUGUGCGAGGACCCCCCAGGCUUCCACCAAGACCUAUAAAUGGAAGAGUCACACCAGCUCGACAGCCUCCACCCAGGGGGGCCCCUGAGAGACCACCUCCCCCGAGACUUUCUACAGCCAGAACAUCAAAUAAGAAACUGCCUUUUAAUCGGUCUUCUUCUGACAUGGAUCUUCAGAAAAAACAGAAUAACGUGGCUUCCAGACUCACAAAAACCAAGAGUCAAGUUUUUAAAAGUCAAGAUCCGGUGCUACCUCCUCGCCCUAAACCAGGACACCCUCUCUACAGGAAAUACGUGGAACCAAGCCACACGCAGAAGCCUGUUGACAGUAGUGCUCCUCAUGCUGUCGUUCUUCAUGAUUUUCCAGCAGAGCAAGUUGGUGAUUUGAGUCUCACUUUUGGAGAAAUUGUUUAUCUUCUGGAAAAAAUAGAUACAGAUUGGUACAGAGGGAAAUGUAGAAACCAGACUGGGUUAUUUCCUGCCAACCAUGUCAAAGUAAUUAUUGAUGUUCCAGAAGGAGGAAAUGGGAAAAGAGAAUCAGUUUCAUCUCACUGUGUUAAUAAGGGUCCAAGAUGUGGUGCUCAGUUUGAAUAUAUUGGAGACCAGAAGGAUGUGCCAAGUUUCUUGGAGGGAGAAAGUAUUGUUCCUAAUGAGCAUGUGAAUGAAGAAUGGGCUGGAGGAGAACCCCGAGGCAGAACUAGGAUUUCCCCCCUUAACCUUGUGGAACUCGUUGAGGAUCAUGCCUCCUCUGGUACAAAUGUUUUCAGCACAAAGGUACCACUGAAGACAAAAAAAGAAGAUUCUGGAGCAGAUUCUCAGGAUGACAGUCUUUCUGGAGAAUGGUGUGAAGCACUUCACAGUUUUACGGCAGAGACCAGUGAUGACUUACCCUUCAAGAGGGGAGAACGGAUCCUGAUUCUCCAGCGGCUGGACUCCGACUGGUACAAGGGCAGACUGCGCAACAGGGAGGGGAUCUUCCCCGCAGUCUUUGUGCGGCCCUGCCCAGCUGACAUGAAAAGUAUGUCUCCUUUGGCACUGAAGGGGAGGAAGGCCAAAGCCUUGUAUGAUUUCCAUGGGGACAAUGAAGAUGAGCUUUCCUUCAAGGCUGGAGAUACAAUUACAGAGCUGGAAUCUGUAGAUGAUGACUGGAUGAGUGGAGAACUAAUGGGAAAAUCUGGAAUAUUUCCCAAAAACUAUGUUCAGGUUUUACAAGUCGGGUAA
Molecule: messenger RNA, 2982 nt
Organism: Pipistrellus nathusii (Nathusius's pipistrelle)
Lineage: Eukaryota; Metazoa; Chordata; Mammalia; Chiroptera; Vespertilionidae
Source: the annotation of a GenBank genome assembly